GCGGUAGCUGUCAGCGUUUGUGUUUCCCCGAGUUUGAAUUCUUGCAGGUGACCAAGAUGGAGUUUUCCAAAAAAAAGUGGAGGAUGCCGAGAUUGGCAGGUGACCAGAGGAAUGCUUCCUACCCUCAUUGCCUUCAGUUUUACUUGCAGCCACCGUCUGAAAACAUAUCUUUAAUAGAAUUUGAAAACUUGGCUAUUGAUAGAGUUAAAUUGUUAAAAUCAGUUGAAAAUCUUGGAGUGAGCUAUGUGAAGGGAACUGAACAAUACCAGAGUAAGUUGGAGAGUGAGCUUCGAAAGCUCAAGUUUUCCUACAGAGAAAACUUAGAAGAUGAAUAUGAACCGCGAAGAAGAGAUCAUAUUUCUCAUUUUAUUUUGCGGCUUGCUUAUUGCCAGUCUGAAGAACUUAGACGCUGGUUCAUUCAACAAGAAAUGGAUCUCCUUCGAUUUAGAUUCAGCAUUUUACCCAAGGAUAAAAUUCAGGAUUUCUUAAAGGAUAGCCAAUUGCAGUUUGAGGCUAUAAGUGAUGAAGAGAAGACUCUUCGAGAACAGGAGAUUAUUGCCUCAUCACCAAAUUCGAGUGGAUCUAAGGUGGUGUUGGAGUCCAUUUAUAAGAUCCCUUUUGCUGAUGCUCUGGAUUUGUUUCGAGGAAGGAAAGUCUAUUUGGAAGAUGGCUUUGCUUACGUACCACUUAAGGACAUUGUGGCAAUCAUCCUGAAUGAAUUUAGAGCCAAACUGUCCAAGGCUUUGGCAUUAACAGCCAGGUCCUUGCCUGCUGUGCAGUCUGAUGAAAGACUUCAGCCGCUGCUCAACCACCUCAGUCAUUCCUACACUGGCCAAGAUUACAGUACCCAGGGAAAUGUUGGGAAGAUUUCUUUAGAUCAGAUUGAUUCGCUUUCUACCAAAUCCUUCCCACCUUGCAUGCGUCAGUUACAUAAAGCCUUGCGGGAAAAUCACCAUCUUCGUCAUGGAGGCCGAAUGCAGUAUGGCCUAUUCCUGAAAGGCAUUGGUUUAACUUUGGAACAGGCAUUGCAGUUCUGGAAGCAAGAAUUUAUCAAAGGAAAGAUGGAUCCAGACAAGUUUGAUAAAGGUUACUCUUACAACAUCCGUCAUAGCUUUGGAAAGGAAGGCAAGAGGACAGACUAUACACCUUUCAGUUGCUUGAAGAUUAUUCUAUCCAAUCCACCAAGCCAAGGGGAUUAUCAUGGGUGCCCAUUCCGUCACAGUGAUCCAGAGCUGCUGAAGCAAAAGUUGCAGUCAUACAAGAUCUCUCCUGGAGGGAUAAGCCAGAUUUUGGAUUUAGCAAAGGGGACACAUUACCAGGUAGCCUGUCAAAAAUACUUUGAGAUGAUACACAAUGUGGAUGAUUGUGGCUUUUCUUUGAAUCAUCCUAAUCAGUUCUUUUGUGAGAGCCAACGUAUUCUAAAUGGUGGUAAAGACAUAAAGAAGGAGCCUAUCCAACCAGAAACUCCUCAACCCAAACCAAGUAUCCAGAAAGCCAAGGAUGCAUCAUCUGCUCUGGCCUCUUUAAAUUCCUCUCUAGAAAUGGAUAUGGAAGGACUGGAAGAUUACUUUAGUGAAGAUUCUUAGGCAGUUUUGUAACCCUUUAUCCUCAAUAGCCUUCAUUUUGUUUGUAAGAUUUUGCUUUUGUUGUUGUUGAAAAAGGGUUUCACUCUGUCACCCAGGCUGUAGUGCAGUGACACAAUUACAGCUGAUUGUAGCCUCGACCUUUCCAGCUCAAGUGAUCCUCCUGCCCCAGCCUCC
This is a messenger RNA of Macaca mulatta (Rhesus monkey), 1760 nucleotides long. RefSeq names its product DNA primase subunit 2 (gene PRIM2). NCBI's taxonomy places the organism in Eukaryota, Metazoa, Chordata, Mammalia, Primates, Cercopithecidae. Gene Ontology annotation, cellular component: alpha DNA polymerase:primase complex. Gene Ontology annotation, biological process: DNA replication initiation; DNA replication, synthesis of primer. The record is from RefSeq and is marked provisional.